Prorocentrum cordatum is the source of this 612-nucleotide messenger RNA. Lineage: Eukaryota; Dinophyceae; Prorocentrales; Prorocentraceae. The record is from the annotation of a GenBank genome assembly.
AUGCUCUCAGCAGCCCUGGCGGUGGACACCGGCCCCGCCCUCCGCCACCAGCAGGAGCGCCUCGAGGCUGCCCUGCGGGAGGGGCCGCCUCUCGGGGCGGCGAACGGGGACGCGGGGACCUACCGCUCUGCCUACCAGCAGUUGUGGAACGCAGCUCUGAGAGGCGGCAAGAGGCUGGCUGAGCUGGAGCUGAACGGGGAAAAGGCGAGGCACAAGACGGCGCUCUUUGUGAAGGAGGAGGAGCUCCGCAGGGAGCGCGAGAAGACGGAGGCUGCCCAGGCUGCCCUGCGGCAGGCGGAGGAGCGCGGGUCGCGCGAACACACAUUCCACCCCGCGGGCAUGCAAAUUAGUGAGAAUAUGUUUCGCCCCCCCUCUCCCCAGAACAAGCUCAACCACGACGUCGGCUACCAGAAGGGGCUGCUGCAGGCGGAGCGGGACCAGGCUGCCCGCGCGAAGGCAGCUGCCGCGGCGCGCAGGGAGGCCGAGCAGAAGGCCAAGACCGCGGGCCAGAACCACGGCCGGGGAGGCGCAAGCCCGGGCAAGGGCACGGACCCAGACGGGGGCCAGAGGGGCAAGGGCCCCGGCAAGGGCAACGGGCAGGCGGCUGCCUAG